CUGCGCAGCUCAAGUUGAAAGCUACUGCUCUUCACCACGACACUUCAGGGAAGCUAAACUGCAUUUUUAAAAGAUAAACAAUGAGUUAUUCAAGCGCAUGAACUCCAGUGGUCGCCUUUUCACACGGCUGAACCUGCAUGACUUUAGAUAUUAACUGAACAAACACGUUGUGCAGUGAAGACAGCGCACGGCGCACAGGGAGAAAUCAUGCACUGUCAAGCCGAGCUGAGGCUCUCCUCUCCUGGGCAGCUGAAAGCUGCCAGGCGGCGCUACAAGACUUUCAUGAUUGACGAGAUUCUCUCCAAGGAGACUUGUGAUUAUUUCGAGAAACUUUCUCUCUACUCCGUGUGCCCUUCCCUCAUUGUUCGUCCGAAGCCUCUUCAUUCUUGUUCGGGCUCCUCGUCACUACGUGCCUACCCGCUCCUCUCGGUGAUCACGCGGCAGCCUCCCAACCUACCACCCCACCUCCCCCAGCCGUCCUCUCCGGGCGGGGUGCCCUCGCACCUGCCCUUGCUCUCCCCGCAGCAUCCCAGAUGCUCCGAGCCCUCGCCCAGCCAGACGCCCCUCAGCAUCAGCAGCGAGUCGGACACAGAGCGGAGCACCCCUCGUCUGAAGAAGCCACGCCGCAGCCGCACCAUCUUCACCGAGCUGCAGCUGAUGGGCCUGGAGAAGAAGUUCCAGAAGCAGAAGUACCUGUCUACACCUGAUAGGUUAGACCUGGCCCAGUCACUUGGUCUCACACAGCUACAGGUGAAGACAUGGUACCAAAACAGGCGCAUGAAGUGGAAGAAAAUGGUGCUCAAAGGAGGUCAUGAGGCACCCACUAAGCCCAAGGGGAGACCCAAGAAGAACUCCAUUCCCACCACAGAGGAAAUAGAGGCUGAGGAGCAAAGAUUGAAGAUGGAGGAGGAGGAGAGGAUGAGGAGGGCGGCCAAGGAAGCUGCACUGGCUCACGGAGGAGAAGCGUCUCAGAUGGAACCUCAAGAUCUCAGUUCAGUCCCGACUGUAGCUCCAGAAACUCACAAUCCAGCCAGAGCGAUAGAGGCUUCUGAGCAAGAGCUGCCGCUCUUAAUGCAGUCAGAGACUCAUGCAGCCAGCUAAGCAAGAGCAAAACAACCAAAGACUAAUGCCAACCUGAAAACAAAUAGUGCCUCAGGAUCACUGUAAAAAGCCUGUGCGAUGUUUAGAGCCCUUUGCUUUAGGGAUUUGACUGGAAACAUAUUAAUGGCAUCUGAUCUUUACCUAACAUAGCCUAUUGUUUUUGUGUACCAUACAAAGAGCUAACAUGCAAAGACACUGAUUGCACUGGUAAAAAAAAAAAUUGGCCUUUUAAAAUUGUAUUUGAUCAGGUCCCUAGCAUGAGGAGUGUAAAUCUGUCAAAUCUCAGCAGGUCAGUCAAGCCUUAAUCACAACACAGUGAUAUGUAUUACAGCAUCAAGUGAUUGUGUGUUACAACCACAAGAGAUCACACACACCUCUUGAUCCUCCAAGCUGCCUCACAUAGUGCAUGUGCCAAAAUAUCAAAAUUUGCCUUACUGUGGUGUAUCUAUAUAUCUGUGUACUCUGAAUCACUUCACUGCCAAAAAAAAAAAAUAUAAUAGUAAAUGGCUUCAGUGCCUUGUUGGUCUCAGAGGAACGCUUUUAACGUGUUGAUAAAAUAACUAUCAAAUGCAAGUAUAUUUUUUUACAGUGAUUUUUGAUUUCAAGUGCCAAUUUUGGAGAGUAAAGUUUAGAAAAGAAAGAUGUUUAGAUUUGAGUUCUUCUGAACAGCUUAAAGGCGCAGAUUUGUUCAUUAUUUGGUGAGCUUGUGUUCUCUCUUUUUUUUCAAUCUGAAAAACAAUAUUACUUCCAAGCCAUACACUGUAUCAUACUGUAGAAAUAUGUAUAAAGUAUAAAAUAUAUGGUCUUUCGGAUAUAUAUGUAAAACAGUAUUUUUAACUGCUGUUUUAAAUUGGAUUAAAAUAGUUUGUAUGUAUAGCGUUACAGCCGUCCAUGAUCUUUUUCUCUUCUUUCACGGGAGUCAGGAUGACUCUGCUUUCUGCCACGAGGCCACUAAGACUCUUAAGCUUUCAGAGAUUCUCGGAGGAAAUAAAUCAUGGCCUGUGCCAGAGAUGCACAGCAAACGCUGAACAUUUAAAUCUCAAAGACGUUUUCAGCCUGCAGGCUUUGCAUGAGUACCCAAAUCAGCAUGUUAGACUUGCAUUAACAUAACACUGUCUGUAACUGCCUGUCACUGACUUCUCCGUACACUUCAAACUCAACUUUCUUUCCUUGCAGAGAUUUGUAAGUUGAAAGAGUUUCACUUUUUGAAUUAUACAGAUUUAUUUUUAUUUGUUAU
This is a messenger RNA of Thunnus maccoyii (southern bluefin tuna), 2338 nucleotides long. It is a transcript of the gene barx2, whose product is annotated as BARX homeobox 2. The transcript is spliced from 4 exons. The coding region runs from base 208 to 1101 and encodes 297 amino acids. Gene Ontology annotation, cellular component: nucleus. The record is from RefSeq and is a predicted model, not a curated record. Gene Ontology annotation, biological process: regulation of transcription by RNA polymerase II. Gene Ontology annotation, molecular function: DNA-binding transcription factor activity, RNA polymerase II-specific; RNA polymerase II transcription regulatory region sequence-specific DNA binding. Lineage: Eukaryota; Metazoa; Chordata; Actinopteri; Scombriformes; Scombridae.